GGCUGCCUUGCACACGCGUGACCCCUCGCCCCGCUGCAGCCAAUGGCACUGGGCGUCUCGGGCACCUGUACACUGACUGGGUUGGCCUCGCGGCGGCGGCGGCAAGUAGGGUGCGAGCGAGCCAAGGGAGCACACGCAAACAACACCGACACCACACGCACAGUGAACACCACGCACGCGACAACACGACGCGAAAUCCCAGCGGCGCGCGGUUUUUGUUGUCGUUGCGGCGGUGGUGGUUACAAAGCAGCCGUCAGCAUUCGAAGCGUGGGUUGAGAGAGUGGGGGGGUGGUGGUGGUGGUGGGAGAACGGGCGCCGUCGUUGAAACUGUUUCGAACGAUCACAGGAUAACAAGAAGAAGAAGAAGCAGCAGAAAACAAAAUGUCGUACAAUUACGUGGUGACGGCGCACAAGCCGACGGCUGUGAACGCGUGCGUCACGGGUCACUUCACGUCCGCAGAGGACCUGAACCUCCUCAUUGCCAAGAACACCCGGUUAGAGAUCUACGUGGUGACGCCAGAGGGCCUGCGGGCCGUCAAGGAGGUCGGCAUGUACGGGAAGAUUUCCGUCAUGGAGCUCUUCCGGCCACAAGGAGAAAAAAAAGACCUUCUCUUCAUCUUGACUGCCAAGUACAACGCAUGCAUCCUGGAGUACAAACAGGAUGGGGAUAAUGUGGAUAUCAUCACGAGGGCACAUGGUAACGUGCAGGACCGUAUUGGACGUCCAUCAGAAACGGGCAUCAUUGGCAUUGUAGACCCCGAGAGCCGCAUGAUUGGUCUGCGCCUCUAUGAUGGCCUAUUCAAGGUCAUCCCGCUUGACCGGGACAACAAGGAGCUGAAGGCCUUUAACAUUCGCUUGGAGGAGCUCAUGGUCAUCGAUGUCAAGUUCCUGUUUGGCUGUGCCGUGCCAACCAUUUGCUUCGUAUACCAGGACCCCCAAGGUCGGCAUGUGAAGACCUAUGAGGUGUCUCUUCGAGAUAAGGAGUUUAAUAAGGGGCCUUGGAAACAGGACAAUGUGGAUGCCGAAGCUGGAAUCGUCAUUGCAGUGCCCCAGCCAAUGGGAGGAGCUCUUAUUAUUGGACAGGAAGCUAUCACAUACCACAAUGGUGACCAGUAUCUACCCAUUGCUCCUCCUGCCAUCAAGCAAAGCACCAUCGUGUGCCAGAAUCGCGUGGACGCCAACGGCUCCCGCUACCUCUUGGGCGACAUGGAGGGGCGGCUGUUCAUGCUGCUGCUGGAGAGGGAUGAGCUCAUGGACGGCACGGCCACCGUGCGGGAUCUGCGAGUUGAGAUGCUCGGGGAGACAUCUAUUGCCGAAUGUCUGACUUACUUGGACAAUGGUGUGGUCUACAUCGGUUCAAGACUCGGAGACUCCCAACUGGUUAAGUUGAAUGUUGACAGCAAUGAGCAGGGCUCAUACGUCACAACCAUGGAGACCUUCACCAACCUGGGCCCCAUUGUGGACAUGUGCGUUGUGGACCUGGAGCGGCAGGGGCAGGGCCAGUUGGUGACAUGCUCAGGUGCAUUCAAGGAGGGCUCAUUGCGAAUAAUCCGCAAUGGCAUUGGAAUUCACGAGCACGCCAGCAUUGACCUGCCGGGCAUUAAGGGCUUGUGGCCUCUCCGCUCGGACCCCACACGUGACUUGGAUGACAUGCUUGUUCUCUCCUUUGUCGGCCAGACACGAGUGCUCAUGUUGAAUGGUGAAGAGGUGGAGGAGACUGAGUUGCCCGGUUUCUGUGAUGAGCAGCAGACCUUCUACUGCGGCAACGUGGCCAAUGAACAGCUCAUCCAGAUAACCUGUGGAUCCGUGAGACUGGUGGACCACAAGUCAAAGGCGCUGGUGAGCGAGUGGAAGGAGCCCAGUGGCAAGAACAUCAGUGUGGCCUCCUGCAACGCGGCGCAGGUGGUGUGCGCCGUGGGCCGUAUGCUCUUUUACCUGGACAUCUCGGCAGGGCAACUCAAGCAAGUCAGUUCCACCGAGAUGGAGCAUGAGGUGGCAUGCCUCGACAUCUCGCCGCUGGGCGAUGGGGCCGGCAACUCGACCCUGUGUGCCGUGGGCCUGUGGACGGAUAUCUCUGCGCGCAUCCUGCGUCUGCCCUCGUUCGACACACUGCACAAGGAGAUGCUGGGUGGAGAGAUAAUCCCACGCUCGAUCCUGAUGACAACGUUCGAGGGAGCCCAUUACCUGUUGUGUGCACUUGGAGACGGAGCCCUCUUCUACUUCAAUCUCAGUGUGGACAGCGGCUACCUGAGCGACAAGAAGAAGGUGACACUGGGCACACAGCCGACAGUGCUGCGCACGUUUAAGUCUCUUUCCACAACCAACGUGUUUGCCUGCUCGGACCGCCCCACCGUCAUCUACAGUAGCAACCACAAGCUGGUCUUCUCCAACGUGAACCUAAAGGAGGUCAACUACAUGUGCCCCCUCAACUCACAAGGCUACCCUGACAGCUUGGCGCUGGCGAACAACAGCACUCUUACCAUUGGCACCAUCGAUGAGAUUCAGAAACUGCACAUCCGAACAGUGCCACUCAACGAAUCUCCCAAGCGCAUUUGCUAUCAGGAGUCAUCGCAAUGCUUUGGUAUUCUCAGCAGCCGCGUGGAGUUACUCGACCAAAACGGGGGCACCAGCCUCGUGCGACCGAGUGCCAGCACGCAGGCGCUCUCCAACAGCGUAAGCAACAGCAAGCUGUUCUCGAGCAACAGCGCGCAGCACGAGAGUUCGUACGGCGAAGAGACAGAGGUGCACAGCCUGCUAGUCAUCGACCAACACACCUUUGAAGUGCUGCAUGCGCACCAGUUCCUCCCGAGCGAGUACGCUCUGAGCAUCGUGUCGUGCCGUCUGGGGAAGGACCCCACGACGUACUUCGUGGUGGGCACAGCCAUGGUGUACCCCGAGGAGGCGGAACCCAAGCAAGGCCGUAUUGCCAUAUUCCACUACACGGACGGGAAAUUGCAGACGGUGGCAGAGAAGGAGGUGAAGGGUGCAGUGUACUCAAUGGUUGAGUUCAACGGCAAACUCUUGGCCAGCAUCAACAGCACGGUGCGCCUUUACGAGUGGACGGCGGAGAAGGAGCUGCGCACCGAAUGCAACCACUACAACAACAUCAUGGCCCUUUACCUCAAGACCAAGGGCGACUUCAUCCUCGUGGGCGACCUCAUGCGCUCCAUGCUGCUGCUUGCUUACAAGCCCAUGGAGGGUAGCUUCGAGGAAAUUGCCCGUGACUUCAACCCCAACUGGAUGAGUGCGAUAGAGGUGCUUGACGAUGACAAUUUCCUGGGGGCAGAGAAUUCCUACAACCUGUUCGUUUGCCAGAAGGACAGCGCGGCCACGUCGGACGAGGAGAGGCAGCACCUGCAGGAGGUGGGGCAGCUGCACCUGGGCGAAUUCGUAAACGUGUUUUGCCACGGCUCGCUCGUCAUGCAGAACCUCGGUGAGAGCUCCACGCCAACGCAGGGCUCCGUGCUCUUCGGCACCGUCAACGGCAUGAUCGGGCUGGUGACGUCACUGUCGGAGGGCUUGUUCACGUUGCUGCAGGACAUGCAGGGCCGCCUCACCAAGGUCAUCAAGAGCGUGGGCAAAAUCGAGCACUCCUUCUGGAGAUCGUUCCACAACGAGCGAAAGACAGAAGCAGCAACGGGUUUCGUGGAUGGGGACCUCAUCGAGAGUUUCCUGGACCUUAGCCGCCCCAAGAUGCAAGAAGUGGUGGCUGGGCUGCAGAUUGACGAUGGGAGCGGCAUGAAGAGGGAAGCGACAGUGGACGACCUGAUCAAGACUGUGGAGGAGCUCACGCGAAUCCACUGAGCAGCGGGCAUCUUCCACUGCACAUGCUGUCCCAAACAUCAGUAGCCCUUCAUUGACACGAGUGAGACAUAGGAUUUACCUUAUUUUGCCUGAAAGUUUUUCCUUUGUUCAUUUUACCCACUGCUGCCCUGCAUUGUUUCGCUUUACCUUCCCUUUCCCCAACUUGUGUUCCGUUGUCGACAAUUUACUUUCACUCACCACACACACACAGGUAAUGCUCUUUCAACCACCUCCCUUUUCUGAAUAAUCCGUGUUAUCGAGACGGUGAUGAUGAACACUGUCGUGCUUGUACUGUGCCACACCCCCGCCUCACUCAUCUGUACAUUUGGACAACAGGAAGCAUGGCCCUUGUUUCAGAGGAAGUGGUUUCUUUGUUAUUUAACUGCUCAGGAGGGGCUGCCCUUCCGCAUGGGCACCCACUUAUAAUAAAAUAACUGUCUAGUUGCCCCAAAAAAGUGUUUUUGUUGCCCAGCUGCCUCGUUUUAUCAAAAGCCCAGCUACACCACGACCCAAUCAUGUCUACAUUUAUCCAAAACUCCAGCCACCAAUUUAGCCAAUUUAUCAGUUAUAUCAAACACACAGCUUUCCGCUUACUCGAAUGCCUCAUCCUGUCGCUCAAACAUCCAACUAUUCCAGUUUAACAGCUUUUCAAUCACCAGAACAUCCAGCGACACAUUUAUCUUAACAGGCAGAUAUUCGGUUAUAAAGCUGCAUCGUUCCCAAGACUUAUAUUCUCAGCAAGCAACCCUGUUACCUGAUAUCCAGCUGCCCAAACUGUAAAAAGUAAAAUUCAUGACCAUCUUCCAAACGCCUCUUGGGCCAUUGUUUCCCCAGCAGCUCUUGUUCGCAAAAAAAAUAGUUCUACAAAUGUCGAUUUUUAUUUGCUGAUGACACACAGUUGAUAUUGAUGCAGCUGCUGCAGAAACAGAUUAAUCCAGAUAUAUGUUUGGAUGAUGGAUCUGAUGUUAUUUUGUUGUGAUGGGUAUACAUUUUACGUUAACUUGUUACUGAAAUACAAUCCACCUUUGCAUGUAAUGUACAGUUUUGCUAUACUGCCCUGAAUACCCCAAUGUUGCUGAGUUGCCUUUACAUUUUACAAGAGCAAUUUUAUCAGAAUUUAAGAGGCCAUUCCAUGCUGUUGAGACACAAAAAGUCAAAACUUGUCCAGUUGACUGCUGUAAACAAAAUUCUGAUGGAUAUCAUCAGUCCUGCGAUCCUAAAGUUGAUUUAACUUUAUGGCAAUUAAAUAACCCCUCUGUGUAUUUAUUUUCCACGAUCUGCCAAUACGGUGCAACAAAUCUACCCGUUCUUCCAACAAAUACCUUGCUACCAGUUGCUGCCUGAGAAAACACCUUGCCACCGUUAAACCGUGCUUCAUGACGGUGAAACGUUGAAAGUGGGAUUCGGGUUUUCCAGUUACCCUUCAGGACACGGCCCAGCCAUUAUCCAUUUCCCCUGGUCUAUGUAGCAGUUGCAAAACUUUAAAGAGCCAGCAAGCCAUCAUAUACGUUUUCACUUUUAUAAAUAUGACGUGCAGCUUCCCAAACAUCUACGUGCGGUCUGCUUGUCUGAUCAGACAGCUUGCCUGUACGCUCACCCGGCACAAGCCAAGGCUGCCGACGGGUGCAGAGAGCGCUCACCUCCACACACGCCGUUUUUCUCAUUGGCAUAGUACAACACAGGACGCUGCAUUCUCCCAACACAAGAGGCCAGUCUUUUCUCCCAUUUUACAAUAAUGCCGCGCACAAACAAGUGGCGAGUGACAUUUUAUUUUGACCAAGGAGUUGUAUAAGAAUGACGCUACCUUGGUCUGCGGUCUGCUUAUCUGAAAUCGUGUACCUCAUGUUUGCCAACACUAUUGUGGGUUUUGCUGACUACGGGGGUUCUUUAAGGAUCGUUUAUUUGCUUCGUCGUAUGAAAUGCAGCACAAUUGGGACACUGGCAUUUUAAAAAAAUCACUCCCUUUAAAUUCGCCAUUCCCCCCCCUUCCUUUGCUCAUUACCUGUAAAUAUUUAGAACAGUAAACCAAUGCUGUUACUAGCAUUGACCCAGAUCAUCGCCAUCACGCCGGAUCCUUAAAAAUGUGCACCACCUUUUUGGUCAUUUGUGUUUAAGGAACUCGCCGGUCUCCACCAUCGGAAUGUGGAAUUGCAACCACUGACUCAGGAUCAUUCAUGGGGAUGAGUUCCAAGACAUUAGUCCUAUGUUAGAUGUAGCUGUAUUAACUCAUUGUACACUUCAUACCAUUCAUGAAAGUAAUAUGUACGAAACAUUCACGAAUGAUAUGUGCAAAUAUUUGAGUUGAUUACAAAACAGUUUUUUGGAAAGGGACUUCACAAUGCAUCUAAAACUUUUAUCGUGUCAAUAAAGUUAUGUAAAUCUGAUUAAACGCGCGCACGCGCACACCUACCAGAUUCUAAGACGCGUCCCCCAAUGCUUGCUUUAAAAUACAGGGAAGUAAAAUGCCCUCUAAUCGCAAGUAUGAUACAUCCCGACACUAACUGUCACGCACACAGUAACCAAAAUUUAAGACUGAAUCCCACACCUGUUCGGGCCCCAAUAUUCUAUUGUGUAUACUCUUUCGGUAAAGUCACGUAUGUAGAAAAAAAUAAUAGAACACGCCGUUUCGAUCGCCUGAUGACGAUUGCUUGCGUUGCGAUCAAAACGUGAUCUAUUAUUUUUUCUACCUACGUGACUUACCGAAAGAACCAGAGUGUAGUCACGAAAGCUUCAUAUCAAGAUUGUGUUGUGUAGUUGUGCAAUCUUAAUAUCAAGUCCAUUCCAGUCUCGUGUCCACCUGAAACCUACGAUAGUUCUCGUACGAGUUUGAAACACCCUUACUCCAAAUCUCACAGUAUUCAGCGCACACCCGCGUCCACAAUCUCUCGUCACGAGUCAAAAUCCUAUAAUAUUUGGGCAGUCUUAUUUUCGUCCGUUUUUUUUGUAUCGUAGGACAACUUUAAGCUUUACACGUAAUGUUUUUAAGGUCCUAAUACCCUCCCACUGCCAUUUCCAAAACAUACAAAACAUGAUCAAUAUCAAUGUAAAUAUGAAAACAAAAAUACCCAGUGUUUUAUAGUUUUUGCUUGCAUUAAUCUUGAAUAAAUUGCAGUUUAUCUUUACUGUC
Petromyzon marinus (sea lamprey) is the source of this 6931-nucleotide messenger RNA. RefSeq names its product damage specific DNA binding protein 1 (gene DDB1). Gene Ontology annotation, molecular function: protein binding; nucleic acid binding. NCBI's taxonomy places the organism in Eukaryota, Metazoa, Chordata, Hyperoartia, Petromyzontiformes, Petromyzontidae. The record is from RefSeq and is a predicted model, not a curated record. Gene Ontology annotation, cellular component: nucleus.